CGACGCCCACAAAAUGAAUAUCAGACCGGCCAGAGUCGAGGAUGAGAUGGGCAUGCAGGCCUGCAAUCUGCAGAAUCUGCCCGAGAACUACACGAUGAAGUACUACCUCUACCAUGGCUUGACCUGGCCCGGUCUGUCCUAUGUGGCUGAAGACCACAAGGGUCGCAUCGUGGGGUACAUCCUCGCGAAGAUGGAAGAAGACGUCCCCGAGGGCGAGCACCCUCACGGGCACGUCACUUCCAUCUCCGUCUUGCGCUCCUACCGCCGGCUCGGACUCGCGAAGAAGCUCAUGAUACAAUCUCAGGAAGCCAUGUCCUCAAUAUACGGCGCCGCCUACGUCUCCCUGCACGUCCGAAAAUCGAAUCGCGCCGCCCUUGGCCUUUACCGUGACACUCUCGGCUUCACGGUCAAGGAUAUCGAGAAGGGAUACUACGCGGACGGCGAGGACGCGUACGCGAUGAAGCUGAUGCUAACGCCCCGCUGAACAUCGAACGUACAAGUGUAUCCAAAAUAGACAUAAAAUACAGAAAAAGAUGUCAU
Messenger RNA from Schizophyllum commune H4-8, 540 nucleotides. RefSeq names its product acyl-CoA N-acyltransferase. Gene Ontology annotation, molecular function: protein N-terminal-serine acetyltransferase activity; protein-N-terminal-glutamate acetyltransferase activity. The coding region runs from base 14 to 484 and encodes 156 amino acids. The record is from RefSeq and is a predicted model, not a curated record. Gene Ontology annotation, cellular component: NatA complex. The transcript is spliced from 6 exons. Lineage: Eukaryota; Fungi; Basidiomycota; Agaricomycetes; Agaricales; Schizophyllaceae. Gene Ontology annotation, biological process: N-terminal peptidyl-glutamic acid acetylation.